AUGAAUGGUUCGGGUUUGGGUGGUGGCUUUUUGUCUGGUCCCAGUGAGGGGAUUUUGGACUUGGAAUCUCCAUUUCAUAGACACCAGACCCAAUUGGGUCAUCCAUCAAUAACUGGUCAACAGCACUUGAAUAUCAUGAGUGGUCUUGAAAGUGAUCACCCUAUUGGCCUAAUUGAAGUGAAAAACUUGAAUGCGGCGCUGAAUUUUGGAAAAGGAAAGGCAAUUGCUCCUUCGAAUAGUAAUGAGUUGAGUGAGGAUGAUGAGCCUAGCUAUGCAGAAGAAGGGAACUGUGAGAACCAGGAUGGUGGGAAGAGCAAAAAGGGGUCUCCUUGGCAGCGAAUGAAGUGGACAGAUAAUGUGGUUAGGCUUCUUAUAACAGUAGUGAGUUGUGUGGGUGAUGAUGGCACUAUUGGGGGCGUGGAUGGUCAUAAAAGGAAGUCUGGGGUUUUACAAAAGAAGGGCAAGUGGAAAACAGUCUCCAAGAUAAUGAUAGGCAAGGGUUGCCAUGUGUCGCCACAGCAGUGUGAGGACAAGUUCAAUGACUUAAAUAAGAGAUACAAGAGGUUAAAUGACAUACUUGGAAGGGGAACUUGUUGUCAAGUGGUUGAGAAUCCUGCGCUGAUGGAUUCAAUGCCUAACCUGUCAGCUAAGAUGAAGGAUGACGUUAGGAAGAUCCUGAGCUCAAAACACUUGUUUUAUAAGGAGAUGUGUGCCUACCAUAAUGGACAAAGGAUACCAAAUUGUCAUGAACUUGAUUUACAGGGUUAUUCUAUGGAGCAUGGGAGGGACUCAACAAGAGAUAAUAAUGGAUCUGAGGAUGAAGAUGAGGAUAACAAUGAUAGUGAGGAUGAUGAGUUGGAUGAUGAAAUUAAUAUUAAUGCACACGAGGAAGGAGGGAGGAGGCAAGAACACUGUGAUAGAAAUAUAUUAAGUGAGGAGGAUGGCCAUUUUGGCUCACAAACUUAUCAAAUGGACAAAUUUGAGGUUGAAAUGGCAAGAGUUUUUCAAGAUCCCGCAAAGUCAUUACGUGAAAAAAGAGAGUGGAUUAAAAUCCAGAUGUUGCAGCUUCAAGAGCAAAAUAUCAGCUACCAAGCCCAAACUCUUGAACUUGAGAAACAACGGCUUAAGUGGUUAAGAUACUGCAGCAAGAAGGACAGGGAGCUGGAGAGGCUGAGAUUGGAGAACAAAAGAAUGAAAUUAGAAAAUGAGCACCGGAUAUUGAGAUUGAAGCAGAAAGAGCUGGAGGCAGAUUGCAGUACAUCUGAGAUAUCUUUAGACCCUGCCUCUCUUGGAAUCAACCGGCUGCAGGGGAGGGAACAUAUCAGCUUAGGCAGACAACAGUAG
This is a messenger RNA of Sphenostylis stenocarpa, 1344 nucleotides long. The record is from the annotation of a GenBank genome assembly. Lineage: Eukaryota; Viridiplantae; Streptophyta; Magnoliopsida; Fabales; Fabaceae.